Molecule: messenger RNA, 6570 nt
Organism: Closterium sp. NIES-65
Lineage: Eukaryota; Viridiplantae; Streptophyta; Zygnematophyceae; Desmidiales; Closteriaceae
Source: the annotation of a GenBank genome assembly
AUGUAUGAUCAGAAAUCAUUGGAUCGAAAGAAAGAAGGGAUGGGGUUACAAGCUGUGCGUGGGGCGGGUGAGAGGUCACCUGAUGCUGCUAUUGAAGGAGGGCGAGGGGGCGGGAAGGCGAAGGGAAGGGAGCAGGAGGGCAAGAAGGACUAUGAGGAAACGAAUAUCACGGCUUAUAAUGACCGGAAGUCAUUGGAUCGAAAGAAAGAAGGGAUGGGGUUGCAAGCUGUGCGUGGGGCGGGUGAGAGGUCACCUGAUGCUGCUAUUGAAGGAGGGCGAGGGGUCGGGAAGGCGAAGGGAGGGGAGCAGGGGGGCAAGAAGGAAGAUGAGGAAAGGAAUAUCACGGCUAUCCCUCUUCACCUUGCCUUCAGCCCUCCUCACCUUGCCUUCGGCCCGUCUAUUCCCGUUGCUGGCUUUCCUGGUGCUCCUCUGCUGGGCGGCACUCCUCUGCUGGGCGGCACUCCUCCACUGCGCGGCGCUACUCUGAUGGGCGGCCCUCCUGGGGAGGAGAUAGCAAGUGCAGCCAAUAUUAUCCUUAAGAGGAGUGAACCUGCUUGGAAGGGAAGGGGAGGAGGGGGCCAGGAGAAGCGUCUAUGGAGCGAGAACGGGUGCGACUGCAGGAGAAAGAUCAGAAGGCGGAGCGGAAGGGGCUUGCGUGUGAUCGUCUGCUCCUUUCUCACAGCAUGUGUGUUACUCCUUGCUAGCACCUUGCCCCUCCAGGAGAAAGCGUCCAUCGAGCGAGAGCGGGUGCGGCUGCAGGAGAAAGUUCUGAAGGCGGAGUGGAAAGGGCUUACGUGUGCUCGUCUGCUCGUGGCUCACAGCACGUGUGUUUACUCCUUGCUCGCACCUUGCCCACCCAGGAGAAAGCGUCCAUCGAGCGAGAGAGGGUGCGGCUGCAGGAGAAAACGCAGAAGUCGGAAAGGAAGGGACUUGGAUAUGCGCAUCUGCUCCUUGCCCAUGUGUUUCCGUUUUCCGCCUCCCCCUGGACAGGAGAAAGCGUCCAUCGAGCGGGAAAGGGUGCGGCUGCAGGAGAAAGUGCAGAAGGCGGAAAGGGAGGCGCAGUUGCUGCGAGGGAGAGUGAGCGAGCUGGAAGAUCAGGUGCUGGCGCAGGAGCAGGAGCUGCAGGAAGCCACCUACCGCAUGGAGAAGGUGAGGGAUGGGGCAGGUGCAGCCGAGCAGGAGCUGCAGGGCGCAGCCUACCGCAUGGAAAAGGUGAGGCGUGGAGCAGGUGGGAACAGAGGCAUGGAGCAGGUAGGAGCAGGCAUGGAGGAUGAGAGGUGGCAGUGGAAGCCUAGGAGCACAGAGGAGAGCUCGGCAGGCAGAUUGGGCGAGCUGGAAGGGCAGGUGCAGGCGCAGGUGCAGGAGCAGGAGCUGCGGGAUGCAACGUACCGCAUGGAGAAGGCUGUGCGGGAGGAGGAGCGGAAGAGCGUGGAGAUUCAGCGGAGGCUGGGCGAGGAGUAUCAGGCGGCCAUGGACGGCCAGAACCGGCUGCAGGCCAUUCACCUCCGAGGGGUGAGGCUGGGGGAGGAGUAUCAGGCUGCCAGGGACGCCCAGAACCGCCUGCAGGCCAUGCUGGAGGAUCAGGGGAAGCGGGUGGACGAGCUGACGACGCUGCUGAGCCAAAAGGGGCUGGAGUGCAAGGAGGUUUCCCAGAAGCUGCAUUCGGUGAAGGAAGAGAAUAGCAAGCUGCGGCGUCGGCUCAAGGCGACUGCCUUGGCCCAGAGCUGCGAGGCAGGCUCGGCAAGCCCGGACCUGCGGGAGGCUCUGGCUCGGGCGGAAAGACAGCUGCUGGAGAAGAAGCAGCAGGUGGAAGUGGCCGAGGCUCUUAAUGAGGAACUCAAGGAGCAGGUGAAACACCUGACCGGGCGGUUGAGCCAGGAGGAUCUUCAGGUGUUUCGGCAGUCGUUCAAGGGGCGGUUGACAGCAGCGGAGCAGUGUAUAUCGGAGCAGGAGCAGAAGAGCAAAGCGCUCAGUCACGCCGCAGAGGCACACAUGGGUCUGGGGGAGAGAUUGAAGGAGGUGGAGGAGGAGUGUGGGAGAUGGAGGGAAAUUGCUAGAGAGAGUGAGAUAAGGGCGGAUGGGGCGGAAGAGGCGCGUAGGCUUGCAGUGGAGCAGCUUGAAACGAGGAUGCGCGCGUGGGAGAGGGAGAAGGAGGAGCUUGUGCGGAGAAUGGAGGAGUUGGAAGGGUUGGAGAGGGAGAAUGGAGUGUGGGGAGUGGAGGAAGUCAAGGAACGGUUGAGGAUAGCAGAGGAAGAGAGGGACGAGAUGCGGAGGCGUCUGGAAGAGGCUUUAGAGGCUUGUUCCGAGAGUGAAACGCUAGUGGAUGCUAUUGAAAGAUCCAGGGAAGGGCUUAAGCAGGAAGUGCAGGGGUUAAGUGAGAGGAUUCGGGAGAUAGAAGGGGAGUUGGAAAAUCUGAGGGACCAAAUGACAGAGGCUGUGGAAGGGAGGAGAACUGCGGAGGAGGAAGCUGAGCUGGUAAGGCAGGAGUUGAAUGUGGUGCAGAGGGAGCUGCUUGAUGUGAAAGAGGAGGUGCUUAUAGCGAGGCAGGACGUAGAGAGGGCAAGGGAGAGGGAGGCAGCCGGGGAUGAGGCGAGAAGAGCGGAGAGGGAGGCUGGGGAGAGGCUGCAAGAGGCGGAGGGACGACUGAGGGAAGCCGAGGGGAUGAUUGAAGAGCUGAGGGAGAAGGAAGGGGGGUUACUGAGGGAAGUGGAGAGUGUGAGGGGCGAGUUAGAGGCGAAGGAGAGAGGAAUGGAAGAGCGGGAGGAGAAGGUGAGGGAGCUUGAACAGCAGAUUGAAGGGCUUCAGGAGGAGGUGGAGAGGGAGAGGGAGGCUGUGAGGCGGGUAGAGACAGAGAAGCAGGAGAUUUCUCAGAGGAUUUCUCAGGAGAUUUCUCAGGAGAUGGAAGCUCGGGUUGAGGGGUUGGAGGAGCAGGUUAGGGGGAUUGAGGGGGAGGUGGAGAGGGAGAAGGAGCGAGUGGUGUGUGUGGAAAUGGCUCUGAGGAGGAAAGAAGAGGAGGUGCAGAGAGGUAGAGAGGAACGGGAGGGGAUGGAGAGGGAAAUUGAGAAAAUGAAGGAGAAGGUUGAGGAGGAGGUGAAGGGGAGAGUGGAGGCGGAGGUGAAAGUGCGUGAGAUGGAAGAGGAGAAGAGGAGAGCAGAGGAGGAGAGAGAAAAGGAGGUGGAAGGAUUGAAGGGAGAGGUGGAGAGGCUUGAGAAUGAGGUUGAGAAGGUUCGGGAGGAGUUGGAGGGAGUGAGAGGGCAGGUGGUGGGGGAGAGUGAGGUGAGGCGAAGGCUGGAGACUGUAGAAGGGGAGUAUGGACGACUGAGAAUGGAACUUUCGACGAAAGUGAGAGAGGCUGCAGCAGAGAGAGAAGCGAGGGAGGAGAAGGAGAGGGAGUUGCAGGAAGUAAGGGAGGCAGCAGUGGUUGCGACCGAGGAGUGGAAGAAGGAGUUGGGAGAGGUUGAGAGGGUUAUGGGGGUGAUUCGGGAGGAGCGGGAGGCGGUGCAGAGGGAAUGUGAGCGGUUGAGGGAAGAGGCGGAGGAGAGGGAGGUACAGGUGAGGCUCUUGGAAGGGGCAAGGGAUGAUGUGGUUGCUGCGAUGGGAGGGAUUCGGGAUGAGAAGAGAAAGGUUGAGAGGGAUAUGGAGGAGCGUUUUGAAGCUCUGAAGGUGGAGAUUGAGGAGGUGAGGAGGAAGGGGGAAGAGGUAAGGGAGGCGCGGGAGAAGGAGCGGAAGGAAAGGGAGGAGGAGAGGAAGGAGAGGGAGGAGGAGCAGCGUGGUUUGGAGAAGGAGAGGAGGCAGUGGGAGGAGGAGAGGGAGAAGAUGGAGCAGGAGCAGGGAAGGAUGGAGGAGGAAAGGAGGCGGUGGGAAGAGGAGGUGGGUGCUGCGAGAGAGGCUGUGGAGGAGGCAGAGGGGAAGGCGAGCGCCGCAAGGGAGUUGGUGGAUGAGUUACAGAGAGAAUUAGAGAUUGUGCAGAGAGAGAGAGAGGCGUUGCAGGGAGAGACUGAUGCGCUGAGGGAGCAGCUAAGGGAGGCAGCGGAGGAGGCGGAGGAGAAGGCGAGCGCUGCUAGGGAGUUGGUGGAUGGGCUACAGAGAGAGAUUGAUUCGCUGCAAGGGGAGAUUGAUGCGCUGAGGGAACAGGGGCAGGGACAGGGGCAGGGGCAGGGACAGGUGGAGGAGUUGAAGGAGCAGCUGAGGGAGGCGGAGGAGGCGCUGAGCAUGAACGAGACGAAUCUGUCGGCGUCCGAUUGGGCUGUGCAGCAGCUGGCAGGGGAGCUGUCGACUGUGAAAAGGAAACUGGUGGAGAGGGAAAAGGAAUUGGCAGAACUACAGGACCGGUUAUCAGUGGUGGAUCAUGCAGUGGAGGAGAAGGAGAGGGACCUGGAGAGACUGGCGGCAGCACUGCAGGAGGCGAACAAGAAGCGGUGGGCGCGGGCUCAGCAGAUCAAACAGAUGGAAGCCGAGAUGGCGGUGCUGAGGGGGCAGGUGCAGGGGCAGGUGGGGAGUCUGGGAGGUGCAAGUGGGGGUGACGGGAGUGCAGAGAAGAGUGACGCUAGAAGGGAGGGCGAGAGGGAGAAGGAAGAGGAGAUGGAGAGGCAGGGGCAGGGCCAGGAGCAGCAGCAGAAGCAGGAGGAGCAGGGGCAGGAUCAGAAGCAGGAACAGGAUCAGGGGCAGGAGAUGGAAAGGGAGUUGAGGGAGGCAAGGGAGGCUGUUCAGCGAUUGCUGUUAGAGGUGAACGAAGGAAGAAGGGAGGUGGAGGGGAGGAGAAAGAGAGAGGAGGAGCUGAAGGAGGAGGUGGAGGAGGGAAGGGAGAGAGUGAGGGAGGUGGAGGUUCGACAGGGAGAGGCGGAGAGGCGAGUGAGGGAGCUGGAGGAGGAGGUGUGUGGGUUGAAGGGGAUGAUGGAGAGGAGGGGCGAGGAAGAGGAGGAGCGACUAGAAAAGGCCGUGGAGCGAUGGAAGGAGUUUGAAGCAGCAGCUAGGCGGGAGGCCAAGUCCCGGAGAGAGGAGCUGGAGCUGAAUAGCAGGCUGCUGGCUGAUGCUGUUAGCCUGAAUGAUGAGAAUGAGGUGACUCUGAAACGGUUGAGGGAUGAGGUGUUAGCUCUGAGGGAGAAGCUAGAGGGUGUGGAGGCAGCGAGAGAGAAGGAGAGGAGAGGAGGGGGGGUGGGGAGUGGAGGGGAGAUUGGGGGUGGAGGAGGGGGAGAGGGGGAGCUGGGGCGGUUGAGGGAGGAGGUGAAGGGGCUGCGGGCGAAGCUGCGGGUUGCUGAGAUGGAGUGGGAGAGUGAGAGGGCGCAGAAGGGGCGGGCGGAAGAGGCACUAGUGAAGUACAGGAGGAAGCUGAGUGAGAGAGAGGAGGAGCUUCAUGAUGCCUUGGAUAGGCUCUCUGCUGCCGCCGCUGCUGCUGCUGGUGCGGGUGGUGGUAGUUCUGGUGCUGUUGCUGGUGUUGGUGGUGUUGGUGUUUCCAGGGAGGAUUCUGCAGCAGCUCCUGCUUUACAAGACAGGGUGUUUGCUCUUGAAAGGGAGAAAACAGACCUUCUGUUUCAGCUGGAGCAGCAGCAACACGCGGACCGCCUUAUGGCUGCCUCUAGCCUCACCCCUGCUCGAUCCACCUUUCUGUUGCAAACACCUGCUAAAACACCUGCGAAUGCACCUGCUAAGGCUGGUUUUACAGCUGCGACAGGCCCCACUAUUGCAGCAGCAGCUGUUAACACACCUGCUACUGCAGCCGCAACAGCCGCCACAGCCGCCACAAUCACCUUUGGUGCCAAACCGAAAUCACCUCUUGCUUUCGGAGCUAAUGCAGGAACCCCCAUGGCUUUCAGUGCUCAAGCCAAGUCGCCCACCCCGUUCAGAACCCACGGUGCCUCUCCUGCGCCUUUCAGAACCCAAGGUGCGGGGGGUGCCUCUCCUGCAGAUACGGGAGGUGGGAUCAAGUCCCCCUGGCGGCGCCGGGCGGCUGAGAAGGUUCCUGGAACUUCCCCUUGGAGGAGGAAUCUGCAGGGGGUGGGUGCGGGGUUGGCGAUGACCUUGGCAGGUGUUGGGAGUGGGGGAGGUGGGGAGGGAGGGAGCAUGGAUGAAAAGGAGGAGGGAAAGAAGCAGGAGACGAGAGUGGGGUUGGAGGAGGGGCAGAAGCAGGAGGAGGUUGGGAAGGGUGAGGAGGAGGAGAAUGGCGUGCAGAAAGGGGAGGAGCGAGAGAUGGGGGAGCAGGAGACUGAAACGCCAGAGAAGAAUCCGAAGCAGGAGCAAGCACAGCAGGAGCAAGCACACGGGGAGGAGAGCGGUAGCGGUGACCUUGUGAUGGUGAGAUGUGCGUCACUCUCCCCCUCGCCCUCCCAGAACAUCAUCCCGGCCAACUCUCUCCAGAAAGCCAGCUCAGAAAAGCAUUUGCAUCGGAGCAGGAGGCAAGCAGAGGGGCCGGAUAACAAAGAGGGAGGGGGCGAGGUUGGGAGUGGUGGUGCGGGGGUAGGGAGGGAUGGGAGCGGGAGUGUGGAGAGGAAGGGGGGAGGUGGUAGGGAGGUGGAUGGUGGAGGGGAUGAUGGGUCGCCUUCUAAGCGCGUGCGGCUGUCCAUGCUGAGAUGA